AUUAAUCAAAAUAAACUUAACCGGUAGCCUAAACCCCAACAAGCAAGCAAAUAUCUUGCAGCCUCCAACCGCUCAUCACCGCCGUAUUAGUCAAAACCCUACCGGAGAAGAUGACCACUCUACCGCCAAAGAAGAAACAGAGAAAUCGAAAGCCGGCCAAAUCAGACGCCGCCGGACAACGAGCACGACUUGACUCCCUCCGGUGGACCUCAUCUCUUCCCGACGACGGUGACGAUCCGUUCUCCGCUUUCGCCGGAUUAAAUGACUUCGAAGGAGGUGUUUUGUCUCUUGACGAGAUUGAUGCGUCCGAGUAUGGAUUGGAGCUUCUUGAAGGAAUUUCAAAAGGAGGGAAAAAACAGAAAAAAGAAACAAAGCGGAAACGCAAAGAGAGUAAUGGUGAUGAAGUUAUGGAACCGGAGGAUGCAGAUGGUGAGACUGUAAAGGAGGUUAAAAAGAGCAAGAAGAAAAAGAAGAAGAAAACAAAGAAAGCUAAGAAGCCCGAGGAAUCUAACGACAAUGAAGAAGAACCAGUUAAUGUUGCAAAUACCAAUGACAAAACUGAUGUUGAAAUUGCUGAAGAAGAUGAGGUUGAUGACUCUGAGUAUCAUGCAUGGUAUGAACUAAGGCUUCAUCCAUUGCUUAUGAAAUCAAUAUGCAGGCUCAAGUUCAAGGAGCCGACACCUAUACAGAAAGCUUGUAUACCCGCAGGCGCUCAUCAGGGAAAGGAUGUCAUUGGGGCUGCAGAGACUGGGUCUGGUAAAACACUAGCAUUUGGAAUACCGAUUUUACAACGUCUUCUUGAAGAAAGAGAGAAAUUCGAGAGGCAAGCUGCAGAAAGAGGUCAAGCGGAUGAAAAAAUUGUUUCCAAAGGUUUUCUAAGAGCGCUUAUUAUUACUCCUACUAGAGAGCUUGCACUUCAGGUUACUGAUCAUAUGAAGCAAGUGGCGAUAGGGACUGAUGUUAAGGUUGUCCCUAUUGUUGGUGGAAUGUCAACAGAAAAGCAAGAACGGCUUCUGAAAGGAAGGCCUGAAAUCGUUGUCGGAACUCCAGGGAGGCUAUGGGAACUAAUGUCAGGUGGAGAAAUUCAUCUUGUUGAGUUGCAUUCAUUGUCAUUCUUUGUGCUGGAUGAGGCUGACCGGAUGAUAGAUAACGGUCAUUUUCAAGAGUUGCAGUCAAUUAUCGACAUGCUUCCGAUGGUCAGAGAAGGACACGCGGAGGAUACUGAAAACUGCGUGACAGCUUCUGGCUUUCAAAGGAAGAAAAGACAGACUUUCGUGUUUUCUGCUACCAUUGCCUUAUCUUCUGAUUUCAGGAAAAAGCUUAAACGUGGAUCCGGGAAAACAAAACAAGACGGUGAACUAAAUUCAAUCGAAGCUCUUUCUGAACGAGCUGGAAUGCGGUCUAAUGCUGCAGUUAUUGAUCUGACGAAUGCAUCAAUUAUGGCAAAUAAUCUUGAGGAGUCAUUCAUCGAGUGCAAGGAAGAAGAUAAAGACGCGUAUUUAUAUUAUAUAUUGUCUGUUCAUGGGCAAGGACGGACUAUUGUGUUUUGCACAUCGAUUGCAGCCCUUCGUCAUCUUUCUUCACUUAUGAAGAUUCUUAAUGUCAAUGUUUGGACGCUUCAUGCACAGAUGCAACAGCGUGCUCGCCUCAAGGCAAUUGACCGUUUUCGUGGAAGUGAACAUGGAAUACUUAUUGCUACAGACGUUGCAGCUAGGGGUCUUGACAUUCCUGGUGUUAGAACUGUUGUCCAUUACCAACUUCCUCAUUCUGCAGAAGUAUAUGUUCAUAGAAGUGGGAGAACUGCUAGAGCUUCUGCUGAUGGCUGCAGCAUUGCUCUGAUUUCUCCAAAGGAAACAUCUAAAUUUGCUUCGUUGUGCAGAUCAUUUUCAAAGGAAAGUUUUAAGCAGUUCCCCAUAGAGGCUUCAUACAUGCCUGAAGUUUUAAAGAGGCUAUCUCUUGCAAGGCAAAUAGACAGGGUUUUGAGAAAGGAAUCACAGGACAAGGCCGAUAAAAGCUGGUUUCAACGAAACGCUGAAUCAAUCGAAUUGAUUGUAGAUGAAAAUGACAGUGACGAUGAAACAGCAAACAAGAUCAGGAAAAAGAAAGCGAGUUCUGCUCAACUUAAAAAGCUACAACAGGAACUCAGUUCUUUGCUUUCUCGUCCACUGCAACCUAAAACAUUCUCAAGUCGAUAUUUAGCAGGGGCUGGUAUUUCGCCUCUUCUGCAACAGCAAUUUGAAGAACUAGCAAAGCAGAAAUUGUCGGACUUUGGGAACGCAGGUGAUACCAACAAGAAGAGGAAAAUGGUUGUUAUCGGUCAGGAUUGCGUUGAGCCACUCCAAGCACUCAGGAGUAGCGGUCAGGAGAUUUCCAUGGACACUAAAGGGGCUGCAGAAAAACGAAGAAACUUAGACAACCUACGAAGAAAGAGGAAAGAGGAUAAAAAACGGUUGCAUGAUCAGAAGAGAAAAGAAAGAAAAAGGUUAAAGGCAGGAGGCGAUUAAAGCUACAAGCAGGCCAAAAUUUUGUUUCAAACACAUUAGUUUUGAUGUAUCAGUUUUCAUUCCAAUACCAAAUGACAAAUGAAAUCAACUUUGAACCCUGUUAUGUAUAUUAUUCGCGCAUAGUACUGAAUAUCAAUACAUUUGUGCAAGUUUAUAUGGUUUUA
Molecule: messenger RNA, 2668 nt
Organism: Helianthus annuus (common sunflower)
Lineage: Eukaryota; Viridiplantae; Streptophyta; Magnoliopsida; Asterales; Asteraceae
Product: DEAD-box ATP-dependent RNA helicase 13
Exons: 15
Coding region: 111-2504 (797 amino acids)
Cellular component (GO): nucleolus
Molecular function (GO): nucleic acid binding; ATP binding; RNA helicase activity
Source: RefSeq, a predicted model, not a curated record